AUGGAGGAGCAAUACUAUGAUGACCACAGCAGUUCCAAUUUCAAAGAUAUCAUCCCCACUGCGAUGUCUUCCUUUUUCUCGGCCUAUGCCCCCUUUGCUGGUUACAUGUUUAUGCUCCAAUCCAUGAACACCAACUUCAUACCUUACGAGUUCAAAUCAUACGUAUACUCAUACCUAAAAUCAAGCCUCAGCUACCUCUUGGACCCUCAAGCCAAUCACAUAACUCUCUACGUCCAGCAAUAUGAGGCAGACAGCUGGAGCGAAAUUUCGCAGUGCAACCUAGUCUAUGAUGCUGCUGAGGUCUACCUUGCCACCAAGAUCAACCCGAAAACCAAAUACUUUCGAAUCAGCCAAGCACCGAAACAAAAGGUACCCAUGGUUGCUGUUACCACCAACCAAGAAAUCACUGACACUUUCGAGGAUAUCAAAGUGCAGUGGCGCAUGAUCUUCCCCGAAAGAUACAGUAGUGGCAAUAAGUGCCGCAUUGAGCUAACACUCCACAGGAAAUACAAAGACAAAGUUAUAAACUCGUACAUACCCUAUGUAUUGGCUCGGGCCGAGGCUAUCAAAGAUGCAGAAAAGACUCCAAAGCUUUAUAGUUACAAUAGUAAACAUUCGAAUUCGUCAAGAACUUCUUAUGGUAUGGAUGACGAUUAUGACUACAUACCUUCUUCGGACAAAUGGAGUUGCGUGGAUCUUGAGCACCCGGCUACUUUUGAGACAAUUGCAAUGGAGCCGGAGCUGAAAAAGGAGAUCAUAGAGGAUUUGGACAAGUUCAUGAAGAGGAGGGAGUUCUACAAGAGAGUUGGCAAGGCUUGGAAGAGAGGUUACUUGUUGUAUGGUCCACCCGGUACUGGAAAGUCCAGCUUGGUUGCGGCCAUGGCUAAUCAUCUCCAUUUUAAUAUUUAUGACUUGGAACUUACUAGUAUUUCCAGCAAUGAAGAGUUGAGGAAAGCCUUGAUGACUACUACAAAUCAAUCUAUUGUGGUCUUUGAGGAUAUUGAUUGCAGCAAGGCAUCCGUAAACCGGGAAUCAACAGAGAACAAGAACUCUAUGGUUUCCCAAGCCAAAUCCAAGUUUACACUGUCCGGUCUACUGAAUGUCAUCGAUGGUCUGUGGUCAAGCUGCGGUGAUGAGAGGAUUAUUGUGUUCACCACCAACCACAAGGAGCGGCUAGACCCUGCAUUGUUGAGGCCUGGUCGAAUGGACAUGCACAUUCACAUGUCUUACUGCACCCCUAAAGGGUUCAAGACCUUAGCCUCGAACUACCUUGGCAUUCAGGACACUAGCAAACAUCAGCUGUGUCAAGAAAUUGAAGGGUUGAUGGAGAGCACAAACAUCACCCCUGCAGAGGUUUGUGAGGAGCUUAUGAGGGGUGGGGGUGGUGACGAUGAUGAUGCUGAUAUUGCUCUUGAAGGACUUGUCAAUUGCCUCAAGCGUAAGAGGCUCGAGACCAACAAGGAAGAAGAGACUGGAAUAGCAAAGAGGCAGAAAACAGAGAAUUCUCUCAUUAUAAAACACCCAAUCAUAUGCUUCAACUCCCAACUCAACAUAUUUCCAAACCCUCAAGUCAGUAACACAAUGUUUACUCUCAAUCCCAAAGAUAUGUCAACCACAGCAUCCACAUUGUUCUCAGCCUAUGCCUCCUUUGCUGCAUCAAUGAUGCUGAUCCGCUCCAUUACAGACCAACUCUUCCCCUGCCAGUUCCGCUCAUACAUAUACUCAUUCUUCGGUCACUUUUUCACCACUCCCUCCUCAAACCUUACUUUGAUCGUUGAAGAGUGCUGUGGCAUGACACGAAACCAAGUCUAUGAUGCUGCGGAGGUGUACCUCCAAACAAAGAUCAGUCCUCUCACCGAACGCCUCAAAAUUAGCAAAACACCAAGGAAAAAGAGCAUUAGCAUUGCCAUGGAAAAAGGUGAAGAAAUCACCGACACCUAUAACAAUGACAUCGAAUUGAAGUGGCGCUUCACCGAGCCUGAGAAAAAACAGGACGAGUAUCACCCUGCCAAUGACAACAAGCGACGGUUUGAGCUAGUGUUUGACAAGAAACACAGGGACAUAGUGAUGGACUCUUACUUGCCCUAUGUUUUUGCUCGAGCUAAAGCCAUUCAAGAAGAGGAAAAAGUUGUUAGACUUUACACCCGGGAUUCAAGUCUAGGGGACGAUGAUGACAAUAACAGGAAUUCAAGCGGUUGGGGUUCCAUAAGAAUGGAGCAUCCAUCUAAUUUUGGAACAAUGGCGAUGGAUCCUGAGCUUAAGAGAAUGGUUAUUGAUGACUUGGAUAGGUUUGUCAGGAGGAGGGAGUUUUACAAAAGGGUUGGUAAGGCUUGGAAGAGAGGGUAUUUGUUAUACGGUCCACCUGGUACAGGCAAAUCGAGCUUGAUUGCAGCCAUGGCUAACUAUCUCAAGUUUGAUGUCUAUGAUUUAGAGCUUUCUAGCAUUCACAGUAAUUGUGAAUUGAGGAGGGUAUUGCUUUCUACAUCAAAUCGUUCUAUUCUGGUGAUUGAGGAUAUUGAUUGCUGCGCCAAAGUGCAAACCAGGGGAAGUGAACCGGAUCCACGGAUGUAUCAAGCUCAUAACAACAGGUUGACACUAUCAGGCCUACUGAACUUCAUAGAUGGUCUGUGGUCAAGCUGCGGGGAUGAGAGAAUCAUAGUGUUCACCACCAACCACAAGGAUAGGCUAGACCCUGCAUUGUUGCGUCCGGGUCGAAUGGACAUGCACAUUCACAUGUCGUAUUGCACCCCAAGCGGGUUCAGAGUCUUAGCCUCUAACUACCUCGGCAUUCAUGAAAGCAACCCUCAUCUCCUCUGCAGAGAAAUUGAAGGGUUGAUAGAGAGCACUGAGGUCACCCCUGCAGAUGUUGCUGAGGAGCUCAUGAAGAGUGAUGAUGCUGAUGUUACUCUCAAAGGGCUUGUCAAUUUCCUCAAGAAAAAGAAGGUUGAGAAUGAUAAAAUGAAGGAACAAGGGGCCGAGAAAACUGAAGAUCAAGAACCAGAGAACGAGCCAUUUCCGGAUGACAAUUUACCUGAUGUUUAUGGCUAUGGCUUUGGCUUAUUUGAUUGA
Molecule: messenger RNA, 3069 nt
Organism: Fragaria vesca subsp. vesca
Lineage: Eukaryota; Viridiplantae; Streptophyta; Magnoliopsida; Rosales; Rosaceae
Exons: 4
Coding region: 1-3069 (1022 amino acids)
Molecular function (GO): ATP binding; ATP hydrolysis activity
Source: RefSeq, a predicted model, not a curated record